AUGGACGUAGAACAGAAAAUAAAAACACAGUGCCUGAGAGCUGACACUUUCUGGCAUGAAAAGGUGGUUUCAUUCCCUGAAAAGAAGAAGAGACUGCAAGGCUAUCCAUGUGGAGACUCUGCAAUGGGGAAUAGGCAGCUGCUGCAGCUGAUUCUGCUCCACACUGCCUGGAAAAUGGGGAGCUCCCAGCUCCAUUAUUCUGUGCCGGAGGAAUCCCAGCAUGGCACCUUUGUGGGCCGUGUCGCUCAGGACCUGGGGCUGGAGGUGGAGGAGCUGGUGCCUCGGAUGUUCCGGAUGGUGUCAAAAGGACGCAAAGACCACUUUGAGGUAAAUGUGCAGAAUGGGAUCUUGUUUGUCAAUUCCCGGAUAGACAGGGAGGAGCUGUGUGGCAAGAAUGCUGAGUGUGCCAUUCACCUGGAGAUGAUUGUGGACAAACCUCUGAGGGUCUUCCACGUGGAGGUAGAAAUCAGGGACAUAAAUGACAAUGCUCCAGUUUUCUCUGCAGGUGAGCAGGUUUUGAGCAUAGCUGAAAUUAUAACAGCCCCUGGCACCAGAUUCCCCUUAGAGGGAGCUUCUGAUGCAGAUAUCGGUAUGAAUGCUCUGCUCACUUACAAGCUCAGGCCCAGUGAAUAUUUUAGUGUAGAGCAGAGAUCAGAGGACCAGCACAACAAGCCCUUGGCCAUUGUUUUAAAGAAGCCUUUGGAUCGAGAAGAAAACCCUGUGCACCGGUUAUUACUCACAGCCACCGAUGGGGGCAAGCCUGAACUCACAGGCACAGUCCAGCUGGUGAUUCAUGUGCUGGAUAUAAAUGACAACCCUCCUGUGUUUAACCAGUCAGUUUACAAAGUGAAAUUAUGGGAAAAUGCAGCUAAUGGAACGUUAAUGUUGAAACUGAACGCGACAGAUUUAGAUGAAGGGGUUAAUAGUGAAAUAUCCUAUUCUUUUACUAGUCAUGUACCACCACAUUUUUUGAAGAUUUUUAGCAUAAAUGCCAAUACAGGAGAAAUCAGAGUGGUUGGAAAAGUGGAUUUUGAAGAUAUGAAUGUAUAUGACGUACAUGUUUCAGCUGAAGAUAAAGGCAAUCCAUCUUUGUCUGGGCACUGCCAAGUGAUCGUUGAGGUGUUGGAUGUGAACGAUAAUGCUCCGGAGGUCUCUGUCUCAUCCCUUUCUGUGCCAGUGCCAGAGGACUCCCCACUGGGGACUGUGGUGGCCCUCAUCAGUGCCUCAGACAAGGACUCUGAGGCCAACGGGCAAGUGAGCUGCUCUCUCUGGCCUCCUGGGCUCCCCUUCAAACUGGUGUCCACCUUCAAAAAUUACUAUUCCUUAGUAGUAGCUGAGCUCUUGGAUCGGGAGCGGGUGGCCGAGUAUGAGUUGGUGGUGAUGGCACAGGACCAUGGGGACCCAUCGUUGUCAGCCAGCAGUAGUGUGGUAGUGCCAGUGAGUGACAUCAAUGACAAUGCACCCACCUUCCUGCAGCCUUCCUACAUGGUCUUUGUGAAGGAGAACAACCCUCCUGGGGCUCACAUCUUCACCGUGUCUGCCUCUGACCCAGAUGUGGAAGAGAACAGCCUCAUCAGCUACUGGCUGGACGAGAAACUCUGGCCACUCUCCAGCUACAUCUCUGUGCACUCGGAGAGCGGGAAGCUCUAUGCCUUACAGCCCUUGGACUACGAGGAGAUGAAGCUUUUGGAGUUCCAAGUGAGUGCCAAGGACGCUGGGCUGCCUUCCUUGUGUGGCAAUGUGACCAUCCAAGUCUUUGUGGUGGAUGAGAACGACAAUGCCCCUGCAGUGUCUUGGCAGAUGGAGGAGAAGCCUGUUCUUCUUGUGAUUCCUGUGUCUGUUGGGCACAUGGUGAAUAAGAUUCAUGCUCUGGAUGCCGACUCAGGAUACAACGCAUGGCUGCGAUAUGAACUACAUGAGGGCACUAGCGGUCCGUGGCGUGUGAGCCCAUAUAGUGGUGAGAUCAGUACCGUCCGCCCUCUGGAUGAGGCAGAGGGCAGCAGAAGUUAUAACCUGGUAGUUCUGGUGAAGGACCAUGGCAAGCCUCCACUUUCAGCCACAGCCACUGUGAGUGUGUCCCUGGUGACAAGUGCCCAGGCCAUCCACACUGAUAUCCGCCUCCCUAGGACAAGUGAGGGUUCAAAGCCCCUGGGCGACACUGUCAAUGUCUACCUGAUCAUUGCCAUCUGCUCAGUGUCCAGCUUGUUCCUACUGGCAGUUGUCUUCUAUGUUGCCUUGCGAUGCCCGUGUCGGGCCAAGGAGGCCAUGGUGUAUGGUCCUGGCACUGCCACCCUAGUAUGUGCCAGUGAAGUGGGCAGCUGGUCCUAUUCCAAUCGUCACAGCCACAUCUUAGCUAGUGUGGCAGGGGAGUCUGGUGCCAAGAGUGAUCUCAUGGUCUUCAGUCCCAGUAUCCCUGCAUCGUCUGAGAAUGGGAAACAACAGGACCUGCUCUGUGCAACGGUUAGUCUUGCUGAGGGUAUGUUUUCCUUUCUGUCCUUAUAUACAUUAUAUAAUUGUAAAAAAAAAUGA
This is a messenger RNA of Pogona vitticeps (central bearded dragon), 2529 nucleotides long. The record is from RefSeq and is a predicted model, not a curated record. Lineage: Eukaryota; Metazoa; Chordata; Lepidosauria; Squamata; Agamidae.